This is a messenger RNA of Lytechinus pictus (painted urchin), 4112 nucleotides long. Its product is annotated as zinc finger protein 367-like. The record is from RefSeq and is a predicted model, not a curated record. NCBI's taxonomy places the organism in Eukaryota, Metazoa, Echinodermata, Echinoidea, Temnopleuroida, Toxopneustidae. The coding region runs from base 72 to 1004 and encodes 310 amino acids. Gene Ontology annotation, molecular function: DNA-binding transcription factor activity, RNA polymerase II-specific; RNA polymerase II cis-regulatory region sequence-specific DNA binding. Gene Ontology annotation, biological process: regulation of transcription by RNA polymerase II. The transcript has 4 exons.
CGCCAAAUUCGAGAUCGGUUUGUUGUAAACGCGCGAGAUCAAGAAGAGAACGGGACGACAGACAGCUGAAAAUGGCUAACGUUUUGAAGAAUUCGCCGUAUAAGAUCAUGCCUAACACUGAAAUUCGAUCACCAGUUCGACCACCAAAAUUAUCGUUGACGCCUUUAAGUCCUGUGAGUCCUGGAAUCUGCUACUUUUAUCCCUGGAAAUGGUCGGAGAGUGCAGGGAACGUCGAGCUCAGCCCAUCUGCCAGCAGCAGUUCUUGCGGUGGCUCCCCGCCCGUCGAACGAGGGUCAAGUAGGGGGAGACCGAGGGCAGAGACGGUGGCAGAGUUGCAGAAGGCAGGGAGCAGUGAAAUCCGUCGAGAUGUCAUUCAGUGUAUUAUUUGCGAUCGGAUCUUUCCCCGAGAAAAGUCAUUAACAGCACACCUUCGAACGCAUACAGGAGAACGUCCAUAUAAGUGUGACUAUCCAAACUGCAACCGAGCUUUUGUUCAGAGCGGUCAGUUGAAGACCCAUCAGAGAUUACAUACAGGAGAGAAACCUUUCGCUUGCUCAGUUCCAGGUUGUCAAUCCAGAUUCACACAUGCAAACAGACAUUGUCCGGAGCAUCCAUAUGCCGGCCUUCGUCGAGAGACAACCCAAGUACAGGUGGAAGAAGUCGUCAGGACCGAUGAGAACAGUGAAGAAGUUGCCGAAUGGUUACAGAGGUAUCAAAAGAGACAAGUAGAAGCCACUCUUUACAGUUCAUCAAGCCCACUCAUGAGAACACCUACAUCCAGACGACCCAGGGAUACAAACACUCGUAAGAGGCUCAGGACCGAGAGCGUAGAAUCUAGUGACGCGGGCGAGGAGACAACACCAAAGCGUGGACGGAGACCGAUGGUGAGGCAGCUCAUACGAGAACAACAACAAGAGCAUAAGGACAAAUUAUUAGGGGCUAUGGCCCUAAUUGAGCUCGCACAAAAUACAUUUGGAAACUCACAGUCGAUCUCUGAAAACUAGAUUGAUACUUUAGAAUGAUUUCUAGCUCAAAAAGGAACAUUUGAUGUGAUAUUUUUAUAUUUCUGGCUGUGACAUGUGGUUUUACAGCCUUUGAGGAGAUGACUUGAUGUCUGCAUGGAAGUUUUCAAGUAGAUGAUGUUGAGACCAAACUCCUUCCCAUCAAAACAAACUUUCAUUUUAAAGACUGAGCAUGACCAAGAUGAAUACUUCAUUGUAACAGUUUUUACAAGCAUGUUUUUGUUAUUAGUUUAUUUAAUUUUUUAAAUUUCCCCAUCGCUAUGGAACAUGAAAGACCUUUUUGCACUAUAAUCAUGCAUAAAUUUAAAUUGUAAAAUACAUAGGAAUUAUGGCAGUGCUGAGAAUGUUUAAGAGGGCAAGUAUUUCCAUUUUCCUCAAUUGGUACAAGUUACAACUGUAUCUAUCUACCAACUACCCUGUUCUUAAGAUGACAAAUCCCUGUGGAUGGUAGUGUGUGUUGGGGGAGGGGGGUAGAGUUUGUGUUAACUCAAAGGACAAGUCCACCCCAAUAAAAAAUGGAUUUGAAUAAAAAGAGAAGAACCAAACAAGCACAACACCUAAAAAUUCAUCAAAAUCGGAUGUAAAAUAAAGUUAUGACACCUUAAAGUUUUGCUUCAUUUCACAAAACAGUUAUGUGCUAAUCCUGGUCAGGUCAGUAUGCCAAUGAGGAGACUGAUGACAUCAUCCACUCACUGUUUCUUUUGUAUUUUAUUAUAUGAAAUAUUCUAAUUUUCUCAUUGUCAAGUGAAACAACAAUUAAUUGAUCCAUGAACAUGUGGAACUUGCAUUGUUUGAUACUUUGUUUCAGUCAAGUUGGUCCUUAUAAUCAAAUCUGUAAAAAAAAAAGAAAUAUUAUGAUUCAAACAAAAACAAUAAAAAACAAAAGAAACAGUGAGUGAAGGACAUCAUCGGUUGUGUCUCAUUUGCAUGUCACUGAAUUGUGCAUAUCACUGUUUUGUGAAAAAUAAGCGAAACUUUAAAAUGUCAUAACUUUCUCAUUGUACAUCCGAUUUUGGGCUUAAUUUGAAGGCCGGGGGGGGGGGGGGGGGGGGUUGUAAAUGUCAUGUGGGCAUUUUUGCUCUGGCGAGUUGUUGAAUGGGAAUUUCUGCCAUGAUCAGAAGUUUACAACCAAAUCUUUCACUUUCAGAGUAUUAUAGGUAUGUUUGCUGUGCAUAUUUAUAUUAAGGAAAAGAGAACAUGGUUAGGCAAGAACAGGAUAUUUCAUGGAUGUGAUAGUACAUUUUCUAUUUUAUUAAAAUUGUAUUUUAAUAUAGCGGAUAGAUGAUUGUAUCUUACUGAGGGUAUGCUAGUUUGUCUUGUGGGUAUAACAAAUGUGCUCAUAUAAAUGUAUGUAAAGCUGGUUAAGCAAGGUUUUCAAUAUUUAUCACUGCUUUUGGUCUUUGAGAAUAUCUAGAUGCUACAUACAUGGUGUAUAUACAUGAAGAUGUAUUCAGACUUUUGUUUGAUGAACUACUUUGUAAUUUAUUCUCUUCACAAUUGAUGCUAGAGAUGUAUAUCAAUAUUUUGCUGACAUCUGUUGAAUGUAAGCAUGUGAAAACAUCACAUGGUAUGUCAUAAAAACACAUAAUUUCUGUGUAUCAUUAAGAUUAGGCGUGGGUCACAUUCCUCAUUAAGAUAAUUGAAGUACUCUUACAACAUAAAAGGCUGUAUUAUUAAUCUUAUAUUUUAAUGCUUCUCAAAGCUGAACAAUAUAUAUGUUUAAUUUCAAACUUCAGUGUCUUUUUUUCUGGAUCGUGACUUUUGCAUUAGUUCAGUAGUACAUUUACGAGCUGCAUAUUAAUGAUUUUUUUAAUUUAAAAGAAAGGUAAAUUAAUUUAGGGGGUGGGGUCGUGUAGGGGCAUGUGGGUCAAAAUGGACGCUGUACAGCCAAAUGUACUUGUGGAAUAUGCAAGAGCGAAUGCAUCUUACAGGUAUGUUCUAAUUUUAAAGUUAUGUUCUAAUUUUAAAGUUAAUCUUUUAUAGUGUUUUUUUAGGCAUCAAAUAGUAUAUUUUAUUGUAAUUUUGUACUUGGUGUUUGUAGGUUGUGAUGUUUGUUUUGUCUUCAUUUUUUUUACUGAGUGUAACUCUGUAAAUAUUUAUUUAAUGUAUGUCUUUACAUUGCCAGGUCAAAAGCAAGGGAUUCCUGAAGGACCGUUUUAUUUCUAUCAUAAACAAAAACUUUCAUCGCUCAUUUUUAACAAGAAUUUUUUAAGAAAUCAGUCAUUUUGCAGUUCGAACAAGAUCAAUCCACGUUAAGUUUUCAUAGAACAUCAUUUUUAAACCUGUAAUUUGAACAUACACAUUCAUGCCAACUCUGAAAUGGUGUUAGUAAGUGGAACAUUAGAAGCAUCUCUAUGUGAUAGCUUAUUUUGUCAGUUGAUAUAUUUAAAUAAGAAUCAGGGUUGGGAAAGAGUUUAAAGAAUUAAGUUUUGAAAAUGGAUCAAAUGCAAAAUAAUGUUUUCUUUUACAGAAAUAUCUAAUAUCUGUAUGUUUCUAUAUUCAAAUUUUAAGAAUUAUUUUGGUAAUCAUUUUGAAGACAGUGGAUGAUUUCAUUUUUUCCCUAGCUCCAACACCCUCAAAAGAUCUAAAUUACAUUUAUGUUAGGUAAAAUCCCAGUGAGAUUUAUCGCAGGACAAUUUGCUAUUGUCGAUGUAAAAAUCUGCACCACUCCCAACAUCAAAACAAAUGCCUACGCUAAAAAAAAGUGAAAUCCUCCAUUUACCCCCUUUUUUUUUUGGGGGGGGGGGGGGGAGUUGAGGAAUGUGUCUUGAUAUUUUUUUAUAACAAAAUGGCUGCGUGUAUAUACUGCAUUUACCAAUGCCAGGCCAGGGGCCUAUUUCAAAGAGACUUGCAGGUAUGGUAACUACCAUGGUAACAUGGCUCAGUAGUCAAUCACAAUUAAGGUUUCCAUGGUAGAUAUAAUAAUGACAAAGUUACAAUAGUUGCAAGUAUUUAUGAAAUGGGCCCUUGGUAUAUUCUGCCUGUCUUGUAUCCACUAUGCGAGGGAAAGGAAACUGUAAAUAGUAACAUAAAUGUACAUACAUUGAAUGUAUGAUAUAGAGAAUAAAAUAUGGAUAUAUAUAAAACUGA